AUGGAGCAAGUUCGGUCGACUGAGGCAAACGAUGUUCUGCAAAGCGCGAUGUCAGAACUAUCUGUCCAUCCGCACACAGGGCUCCCGGAUGGAGAUGCCGAACGAACAACCCCGUCCACCCUCGUCGAAACCACACCUGUGCCUUUGACAAUCAUCCCAGACAAGAUACAACGGCCACCGCAGCAACGAGGUCAACGUCAGCUGCAGCUUCUACGCCAGCUCACGCCACGAAUACUCAAGUUCAUGGAUCAGCAGCCGGUCGCUCAACAAGUGCUUACCCAGGUUCGACAGAACAGUACCCUGCCGCUACCUCAGGGCCAGCCUCUCAACUGGCUCGGUCUGAAGCAAUGGGCACAGGCAAAUCCGCAACCAACUAUGCCGAUGGCCACCCUGACGCGUUUCCAGGCCAUGGUCUUCGCCCAAAUGCUAAAGCAGAAGCUAGCCAUAACUGCACAGCUACGCCAGCUCACGCCACGAGUACUUCACCUCAUGGAUCAACAACAGGUUGAUCCACCGACACUUACCCAGAUCCGACAUAAAUGUACCCUGCCGCUGCCUGAGGGCCGAAAUCUCAACUGGCUUGCCUUGAAGCAAUGGGCACAGGCAAAUCCUCAAGGAAGUAUUCCGAUGCCCGCCCUAUUGCGGUUUCAGGCCAUGGUAUUUGUCCACAUGCAAAAGCAGCACGUCGCUCAGCACACCAAGUGGGCAGAAGCACUUCGCGAUAAGAUGGCUCCGACUGCCAAAGCAAGAUGCGAAGCUGUGUGGGCUGGGAUGCUCGCGAAGUUUACAAACCUGGAAUACCAGCAGGACUCAUCCGCCGAAAAGCUGCGGGUAUACUUGGCUGCCGAGGAACGCGCAUUCCUGAAGGAAGACGAGUGGCUAGGCCCUAGGCUGAUGCAAUCGCUGUCACCCUUGCCGGUACUUCAACCGAAUGAGGUGGAACUGCCGCAUAGUGUGCUGUCACCAUUGCCGGUACGUCAACCAAAUGAGGUGGAGCUGCCGCAGAUUCUGCCGGUCUCGCGUCGACUCUCUACUCCUGCGGCCGCCCCAGAUCCUCGCUCUGGAAGCACACAGGUGGCCCAACAUAUCUGCAAAGGGCCUCAAUUGUGUUGUGCAUUCGACAAGCGUACCCGACAGUAUGCCAAGCACAUGCAGCAUAGGAUUGAUUCAAAUGGUAGUCAGUCAGCCACUGGAGGCCGCCCCGUGGUGCGUCUCUGCGCGGUGCUGAACAGUAGCGGAUAG
Molecule: messenger RNA, 1242 nt
Organism: Cyphellophora attinorum
Lineage: Eukaryota; Fungi; Ascomycota; Eurotiomycetes; Chaetothyriales; Cyphellophoraceae
Exons: 1
Coding region: 1-1242 (413 amino acids)
Source: RefSeq, a predicted model, not a curated record